UAUCAGGGCUCCAUAUCCAUUUGCGCCAAUAAAUUGGUUUUCGGCUUUCGAACGUUUGGCCCAUUGUUGCUGUUAACAUGUCAACCCCCGCAGAGUUACCCUCUGAACACUGCGAAGAAGAACAAGAAUCUCUGCCAUCAACUCACCACCCUUCUGCCCCUUCUCAUGAGCUGUUUGAUAUAUCAACAACUGUUGAUCCUAGUUAUGUAAUAUCUUUGAUACGAAAACUCCUACCAACAGAAGUGAAAGAUGAAGGCAUCUCUGGAGGACAAGAAACUGAAGAAUUGAAGACAGCUUCAGUCUCUGCAUCUGAAAAUGGAGAAGGGAUGUGGGCAAAUAAUGAAAAUGAAGCCGCAGACAUGGAUGAUAAUUUUGAUAAAGUGGACAAGUUUCAAGGAUUAGAUGUCAGGCUAUGCUGUGAGAGUACAAAGAAAGGGUCAUCAGCAGGAGAAGAAUCCUGGGAAGAGUAUGGUUGUAUUUUAUGGGAUCUUGCUGCGAGUAAAACUCAUGCUGAAUUCAUGGUUCAAAACCUUAUACUUGAAGUUCUGUUUUCCACUCUUGUGGUUUCAAAAUCUGCACGUAUUACAGAAAUUAGCCUUGGAAUCAUUGGGAACCUAGCAUGUCAUGAACUUUCUCGAAAGAAGAUAACUUCCACAAAUGGAUUGAUUGGGGCGGUUAUGGAGCAGUUAUUCCUAGAUGACACGCCAUGCCUUUGUGAAGCAUGCCGGGUAGUAACUUUAUGUCUUCAAGGUGACAAGAGUGUUCUUUGGGCAGAAGCCUUGCAGUCUGAGAAUAUAUUAUGCCGAAUCUUAUGGAUUAUGGAAAAUACUUUAAAUCCAAAUCUUCUUGAGAAGAGUGUAGGUCUACUCUUGGCAACAUUGCAAAGUAAGCAAGAAGUAGCUGUUAUCCUUCAACCACCAUUGAUGAAGUUGGGACUCCCAUGUCUUAUGGUUGAUCUCUUAUCUUUUGAGAUGGGAAAAUUAAGGGAGGAACGAUUACCUGAAAGGUACUCGGUUCUUGAUUUAAUUCUUCAGACAUUUGAGGCUCUUUCUGUCAUUGAUGAAUCUUCACAAGAAAUCUGUGCAAGUAAAAGACUUUUUCUACUACUUACUGACCUAAUCAAACUUCCUGAAAAAGUUGAGGUUGCUGAUUCUUGUGUUACUGCUGCUGUUUUGCUAGCAAAUAUUCUAACUGAUGCAGCUGAUCUAGCUUUAGAAAUAUUUCAAGACCUUUUGUUGUUACAGGGUCUAUUUAGUCUAUUCCCUUUUGCUUCUGCUGAUGCAGAAGCAAGAAGUGCACUUUGGAGCAUCAUUGCAAGAUUACUGAUUCAAGUUCAAGAAAUUGAGCUGAGUCCGUUGCAGCUACAUCAGUAUGUUUCAGUUAUCACAAGUGAAACAGAAGUGAUUGAGGAGGAACUUCUCGAUCACCAGUCAAAUGACUCCAACGAAGAAUGCGGGAGCUCUGCUACCCUUGCAAAAUUCGCUGCCAGAAAUGUAGCUCUGAAUGGAAUUGUACGGAUUUUAAGUCAAUGGAUGGACUUAGAGGAUAGAGUCAAGGAGUCUCUUCGUACAGGGGAAUACCAUGUGAACAAAGGAGAUGCUUAUAAAUUGCUGCACUGCUGUGGAAAAUAUAUCAAAUCUGAUGCAAGUGUCAACAAUCAUUAGAUCUCUGUAUAAACAUGUGCAUGCACGCUCUUGGGUACUC
Messenger RNA from Ipomoea nil (Japanese morning glory), 1704 nucleotides. RefSeq lists its product as uncharacterized. The record is from RefSeq and is a predicted model, not a curated record. The transcript is spliced from 11 exons. Bases 78 to 1664 code for a protein of 528 amino acids. NCBI's taxonomy places the organism in Eukaryota, Viridiplantae, Streptophyta, Magnoliopsida, Solanales, Convolvulaceae.